GAGGAACGUUUUUUAUAUUUUGGUUCUUUAGUCAUUUACUCAAAGAAAUUGUUGCGAAAAUGUAAGAACAGACAGAAGAGAGGUCAUGCCAAAUUAUCUCAGCCCCCCUCUAGGUCUUACAUGUGGAGAAUGGGAUAUGAUACGCCAAUAAAUUAUAACGAUAAUCAACUGAACUGUGGUGGAGCUGGGAAACAAUGGUCCGAGUUCGGUGGUAAAUGUGGUAUUUGUGGUGAUGCGUGGGACCAAAAAGUACCACGAGAUCAUGAAGCAGGUGGUAAAUAUGGUCUGGGUAUUAUCGUAGAAGAAUACAAAACUGGUGGUAUUAUGGAAGUAGUUGUUGAUGUAACAGCUAAUCACAAGGGUUACUUCGAGUUUCAUCUCUGUCCAACGAACGAUCCCAAGAAAACAGCAACUCAAAAAUGUUUGGAUAAAUAUCUUCUUCCUCAAACUAACGGUGACACGCGGUUUAAUUUGUCAAGAGAUAAUGGUAUCUUUACUUUAAAACUUCAACUACCCAAAUAUCUAACAUGUAAACAUUGUGUACUUCAAUGGAAGUAUCAUACGGGAAACUCAUUUGGAUGCUGGGAUAAACUUGAUCCAGAGUCUUGUUGCGUUGGAUGCGGUCCUGUACAAGAAGAGUUCUAUUCAUGCGCAGAUGUAGCAAUUACCUAUACUGGGAACACUGGGUUGAAGGUGAUACCAGGGAAGAACCCUGAGCCAACGCAAACAACUACAAUUUACGUACCAACAACCCCAUUUACAACAUCCACCACGACAAACCGAUUUAAAACUCCUCCAAAACGAACAACGACAGAGGAAGUAAUCAUCGAUGAAAAUGAUAUUCCCGAAAGCGCUGACCAGUGUUUCUUUUUCUGUCUGAAAACAUGUAAUCCAACUGGAAAAUGUCCAAAGUACUGUAAGAACUGUUGGUUAUACCCUCGUGAGUAAUAGUUAACUCUGUAUUCGUUCAGUCAUGUGGUAGACAGGAGAAACUGUCUUAAAACAAUCGUCUAUUAUAAAUAAAUAUAUGCAAUGUG
This is a messenger RNA of Patella vulgata (common limpet), 1037 nucleotides long. RefSeq lists its product as uncharacterized. The annotation marks the transcript as partial. Lineage: Eukaryota; Metazoa; Mollusca; Gastropoda; Patellidae. The transcript is spliced from 5 exons. The record is from RefSeq and is a predicted model, not a curated record.